ACCUGCACCCGACGCUCCCCACUUCCCCCAAGAGUUCAACAGAGGCGAGAGACAGAGAGAGAGAGUAAUGGCGUCUCUCUACUGCCGCCGCCACCGUCAGCUCCUCCUUAUCUUCCUCGUCCAUACUAUCGGGUCAUUGGCGGCGGCGGAGGAGGCGCUGGAGGCUGACGCCCUCCUCGCGCUCAAAGCGGCCGUCUCAGACCCCUCUGACGCUCUCUCUGCCUGGAACAACUCCGCCUCUGGUGGCCAUUGCUCUUGGCCGGGCGUCGCCUGCGACCCCCUGCGGGGCUUCGUCGUCUCCCUCGACCUUACUGGCUUCAACCUUUCCGGCACGCUUUCCCUGGCCGUCGUCCGCCUCCGCCACCUCCUGAACCUCUCUGCAGCCUCCAACUCCCUCUCCGGUCCCAUCCCCGCCGAGCUCUCCCGCCUCUCCAACCUCCGCCAUCUCAACCUCUCCAACAACCUUUUCAAUGGCUCCUUCCCCUCCGCCAUCGUUCGCCUUAAGAACCUCCUCGUUCUCGACAUCUACAACAACAACCUCACAGGGCCCCUCCCCGCCGAGGUCUCCGAGCUCCCCAACCUCCGCCACCUCCAUCUCGGCGGUAACUUCUUCUCCGGCGUCAUCCCGCCGGUGUUCGGCCGCUGGGAGUUCCUCGAGUACCUCGCUGUCUCUGGCAACGAGCUCGGUGGCCCCAUUCCGCCGGAGCUCGGCAAUCUCACCCGCCUCCGCCAGCUUUAUUUGGGCUACUUCAACAACUUCGAGGGUGGCAUCCCGCCAGAGAUCGGUGGCCUCCCGGAGCUCGUUCGCCUCGACAUGGCCAACUGCGGACUCACCGGCGAGAUCCCGCCGGAGCUCGGCAACCUCCAGAACCUCGACACGCUCUUCCUCCAGGUGAACGGUCUCUCCGGAAGACUACCGGUGGAGCUCGGCCGCCUCGGCAGCCUCAAGUCCAUGGAUCUUUCCAACAACGCUCUCACCGGCGAGAUUCCCUCCUCCUUCGCCGACUUGCAGAACCUGACUCUGCUUAACCUGUUCCGAAACAAACUCCACGGGUCGAUUCCGGAAUUCGUCGGCGACCUGCCGGCGCUGGAGGUGCUCCAGCUCUGGGAGAACAACUUCACCGGUGGGAUACCCCGACGGCUCGGCCAGAGCGGACGGCUCCAGAUCGUAGACCUCUCGUCGAACAAGCUCACCGGGACUCUGCCGCCGGACCUCUGCUUCGGCAACAAGCUGCAAACGCUCAUCGCCCUCGGUAACUUUCUCUUCGGCCCUAUACCGGAGACCCUUGGCCGGUGCGAAUCACUCGGUCGAAUCCGGAUGGGGGAGAACUAUCUCAACGGAUCGAUUCCUCAUGGACUCUUCAGCUUGCCCAAGCUCUCCCAGCUCGAGCUCCAGGACAAUCUCCUCACUGGCGGGUUCCCAGACACCGGCGCCGCUGCCAUCUCGCCGGACCUCGGACAGAUUAGCCUCUCCAACAAUCGUCUCUCGGGGCCGUUGCCACCGUCCAUCGGCAACCUUACUGGCCUCCAGAAGCUCCUGUUGAACCAGAAUCAGUUCUCUGGCCGUAUACCGCCCGAGAUGGGGAGGCUGCAACAGCUGUCCAAGUUGGAUUUCAGCGGCAACCGGUUUUCCGGCCCGAUAGCGCCCGAAAUCAGCCGGUGCAAGCUUCUAACUUUUGUGGACCUCAGCAGGAACGAGCUCUCCGGUGAGCUCCCACCGGAGAUUGCCGGAAUGCGGAUCUUGAACUACCUGAACUUAUCAAGGAACCAACUCGAAGGGAGCAUUCCGGCUUCCAUCGCCACGAUGCAGAGCCUCACGGCGGUCGAUUUCUCGUACAAUAAUCUCUCCGGCCUCGUCCCUGGUACCGGCCAGUUCAGUUACUUUAACGCGAGCUCGUUCGUCGGCAAUCCCGAGCUCUGCGGGCCGUACCUCGGCCCCUGUAGCUCCGUGACCAAUGGCGACGGCUCCACUCAUGCAAGGGGGUCACUCCCGGCCUCCUCAAAGCUGCUGUUGGUUAUCGGCCUCCUCAUCUGUUCCGUUGCCUUCGCCAUGGCCGCCAUCAUCAAAGCGCGAUCUCUGAAAAAGGCAAGCGAUGCCCGAGCGUGGAAGCUCACUGCAUUCCAGCGUCUUGACUUCACCUGCGACGACGUCUUGGACUGCCUGAAGGAGGAGAACAUCAUCGGAAAAGGCGGGGCCGGCAUCGUGUACAAGGGCAUCAUGCCCAACGGCGAACGAGUCGCUGUUAAGCGGCUCCCGGCGAUGAGCCACGGCACGUCGCAUGACCAUGGAUUCUCGGCCGAGAUACAGACUCUGGGAAGGAUUCGGCACCGCCACAUUGUCAGGCUACUGGGUUUCUGCUCGAACCACGAGACCAAUCUCUUGGUCUACGAGUACAUGCCCAACGGGAGCCUCGGGGAGGUCCUUCACGGUAAGAAGGGUGGCCAUUUGCUCUGGGACACCCGGUACAAGAUUGCGGUGGAGGCGGCGAAGGGUCUCUGCUAUCUUCACCAUGACUGUUCGCCGCUGAUCCUGCACCGGGAUGUCAAGUCGAACAACAUCCUGCUUGAUUCGAACUUCGAAGCCCACGUCGCGGACUUCGGGCUCGCCAAGUUCUUGCAGGACUCCGGUACCUCCGAGUGCAUGUCGGCCAUCGCUGGCUCCUAUGGCUACAUUGCUCCAGAAUAUGCAUACACGCUGAAGGUGGACGAGAAAAGCGAUGUGUAUAGCUUCGGGGUGGUGCUGCUGGAGCUGGUGACAGGCAGGAAGCCGGUGGGCGAGUUCGGGGAGGGCGUCGACAUCGUGCAAUGGGUUAGAAGGAUGACGGGAUGCAACAAGGACGGAGUACUCGAGAUUGUGGACCCCCGGCUUCCCACGGUUCCCCUGGACGAGGUCAUGCAUGUCUUCUACGUCGCCAUGCUGUGCGUGGAGGAACAGAGCGUGGAACGCCCGACGAUGAGGGAGGUCGUCCAGAUACUGACGGAUCUCCCGAACCCAGCUCGUAAACAGGGAGAAGACCGUGAGGCAGCCACCAAGGAGCAGCAGCAAGCAGCAGAGAAGCCGCCACCACCUGAUCUCCUCAGUAUUUGAAAUUGCCCGGGUGGGUCCGAAAAGUUUCUGCUGGUCCUGCAAAUUUUGAGUGCAUCUGCAUCUGCAUCGUCUUCUUGGUCUGGUGCUACCAGUGUGUUAGGUGAACUCUGUUGUACAGCUGCUAGAGUGGUGGGGCUUAGGUCACUGGUUAAUUUGGCUUCAGCUCUUGUUUUUGUUUGUGAUCUUCACAUGCCGCUGCAGCUGCUGGUGUUUUAACUGUGUAGAAGAGCUCCGGUCCUCUUUUGCUUGUUAAUGGAAAUUAGUAGGGAACGAAGGGUAAACUAAGUA
Messenger RNA from Musa acuminata AAA Group (dessert banana), 3376 nucleotides. RefSeq names its product leucine-rich repeat receptor-like serine/threonine-protein kinase BAM1. Bases 68 to 3088 code for a protein of 1006 amino acids. NCBI's taxonomy places the organism in Eukaryota, Viridiplantae, Streptophyta, Magnoliopsida, Zingiberales, Musaceae. The record is from RefSeq and is a predicted model, not a curated record. Gene Ontology annotation, biological process: protein phosphorylation. The transcript has 2 exons. Gene Ontology annotation, molecular function: ATP binding; protein kinase activity; protein binding.